AGCUGGAAAUGUAUUUUAGACUGACCACAAGUCUUAGAUUUACUGUGAGUGAUAUAUAAAUCUAAAUAAAAAUAUGUAAAUAACAAUGUUAAAAUAAAUAUGAAUACAUUUAGUCAAUUACAGUGCAUACAUAGCAAAAAUUGGAAUAUCAAUUAAAAGGAAAUUGACAAGAUGACAUGCAAUCAUGCAGUAGAAGUGUAUUUUGCUGCCAGGGCUGAAAAUAUAUUUGAUCAAUACACAAUAUAGUAAUUAUACAAUAGUACAGGGAUAACAGUGACUAACACAUAUCAGGAGUUGGUAUUGCACAACCUAAAACUUCUUAUGUCAUUAAGUUAUCUUCAAUAUUUUUGUAAACCAAUUAUUAUUCUGUUAGGCAAAAACGGUGUCUACCGCUAAUAAAAACAACAUAUUGGGUGAGUGAAGCUCUCUAGUAGUCAAAGCCUGUAUUCUGCAAGAUUAAAGACAAAUCGUGAAAAGUUCACAUAGUAAAAAGCAGGUAACUGAGCUUUCUUUGACAGCCUCUUCUACAUGACACCGUCUGGAAACCUAUUGGUCCACAGUUAUCUUUUCCACUGGAAUACUAUGGCUUUUAAGGUAGAUUUUUUUGGGUCACCUGUUAGAGUAAAUGUAAUUCCUGUUAGUCUGUUCUGUUGUAUUUUCAUCACAUGUUAAGGUUGAACUCUGACAGUGUUUUAGCUUCAUUGAUUUCCUCAAGUCUAUGCAAAUGCCAAAGUUGGAAUAGAUCCCACUUUAUUACUGUAUGGAAUCAGCAAUAUUAAUAUGAUUCAUAUUAUAUUAGAAUAUGUCAUAUGCAUAAAUAUUCAAGGAACAUUUUAAAUUUGCAGUGUACAAUCUUAACAUGAACAGGAAUGACAUUUACGCUAACAAGUGACCAAAAAUAACUAUCCAAUAAGCCACAUCUCCAAUCCGAUAGGCUGUCACCUUUACAAUAUAUUAUUAAAAAAAGGUUCAAAAUUGAACUCCUCCCAUCACAAAAAGGUUCCAGUUUGAACUUUUACACAGGGUUUCCUCAAGGAACCUUUUUCAACUGGAAAGGUUCCGCCGGUGUGGCAACCCAAAAGGUUCUUCCAGGCAACUUUACUUCUAAGAGUGUAGAUAAAGAUAGUUAGAAUCUCUUUAUUUAAAAAAAAGAUCAUACUUUGCCCUCUAAGCUGUAGAAACAGAUAGGGACUGUAGUGAUACCAGACUAUAGAGCAUGUCAGUCGAGAAGAGACUUGCUCCAUUCAUUCAGACCCACAACACUGGGGUAAUCCAAUUUCUCUGGCAAUUCUCCAACAAUUAAAUUGAUCAGCUGGUCUAGAGGCACUCUGAUUGAGACAUGGAGGGUAACAGGAAGAGGAUCAUUAAUCUUUUGACUAUGAUAAGUGGCGUGUGGCCAGGCAGAUGCUGAGGGGGAAGCAGUCUAAUGCUCAACAGAACUAUAGGGAGGGUUACUGUAUAGGGUGGUGGCAGUGUGUGUUGUCUGGAGGGUGGUGGGCUAAGUGGUGACUCACUCUAGCAAUAAGCAAGAGACUUUGGAGGUAUCUCAGGCUGUCACACAAAUCAAUUAGUCUAGGUCUGGAAUAUGGUCCAAAAAUCAAGCACCGUAUAUCAAUUAAGAUAUAUAUCGAUAUGGACUGUUCAGCAUUUCCUUUUAGUGAAGAGUUAUCACAUAUUUUGAAUGUUUACUUUUCCCCUAUUCAAGGAUACCAAUAAUGUUAAUUGUUUUGGUAAAUGUAUGAUUUCCCCAUAAAUGUACAUUUGCAAAUGUCUGAGGUAUCAAGCAAGUGUUUUGAAUGAUCACUUGUCACACACCCUCAAUAGUGAGACCAAAGGAUACUGGAUGAAAUGCAUGGUAUGAAACAGGAGUAAACUCAACAAUUACCGUGGUUUUUUAAGGUGGUGUCAAGUCUUCAAACAAACACCUACAUGACACAUUCCAACAGAUAAUAUGGCACGUUACGUAAUGUUGACUUUUGUUUCUGUUGCAGUUCAGCGGAAGAACAAAACAAUGACAGACUAUGGUUUUGAGAGGGAGUUUGUGGAUGCUCAUAAUGACUAUCGCAAGAAGCAUAGUGCCCCGCCCCUAGCGCUGAGCAGAGACCUAUGUAACUCCGCCCAGAAAUGGGCAGAUCAUCUUCUGUCAAUGAAAAGCCUGAAGCACAGCUCCACCAAUCACGGAGAAAACCUUUACUAUGCAUACAGCUCCACCCCCAAAAAACCUGAUGGGAAGGCCGCAGUGGACAGUUGGUACAGUGAAAUCAAAGAUUACCACUUCAAUAAGCCUGGGUUCAGCUCCGGUACAGGCCACUUCACCCAGGUUGUUUGGAAGGACUCCAUCGAGGUAGGGGUGGGCCUGGCCACAGAUGGGAACAUUUCCUUUGUAGUGGGCCAGUACCACCCAGCUGGCAACAUGAGCAACGCGGGCUACUUUGAGAAUAAUGUCCUACCACCGGGUAGCUCCACCUCUAGCACCCCCAAAUGUGCCCCCACAGCCAGAGGAGGUGGGGGCCUGAGUGUACCCCAGUCUGAAACUGCCAGAUCCUCUUCACCUGCAUAUAAGGCUCCUCAUCAUGCGAACAGCACUGACCUGGCCCAGUUCCACAGAGACUUCCUACGGGCGUGUAACAAACAGCGGGAGGCACACGGGGCCCCAGCCCUCACCCUGGACCCAGCCCUGAGUCAGGGGGCGCAGGCAUGGGCAGAGACCCUACUGGGAGAGAAGGUGUUGAAGAACUCAUCCUCCCCCCACGGUGAAAACAUCUGGGCCAAGACGGGGUCAGCGGGCAUCACUGCUACAGGUCAAGAGGUGGUGGACAUCUGGUACAAACAAGAGGAGAAGUAUGACUUCUCCAAACCAGGACAUCAGGACAAAACAGGGCAGUUCACACAACUGGUGUGGCGUAGCUCCAAGGAGGUGGGCGUCGGGCUGGCAAACAGUGGCACGGGGAUGCUCAUCGUGGUGGCACACUUUGAACCGUCUGGCAACAUCACCAACCCUGGUUACUACGCCCAGAAUGUGAUGCCAAAAGGGUCAAAAGUUACCGAUAAGCCAGUAGAGGUCAUCACUUUGAAAAUGCAGGUGUUGGCCGUGAACUCGCUGUCAGCCAAUGAGCUUGGCCAGUUCGGCCAGGCUCUUCUGAAGUCUCUGAACCAAUACCGGAGCCAGCACGGGGCGGGACCUCUGGUGCUAAGCCCUGCCCUCACUAGGGAGGCCCAGGAUUGGGCGGCUCACCUGGUGAGCCGCAACACGCUGAUGAACAGCGGCAAAGGCCACGGGGAGAACAUCUUCUGCUGCUCUGGCUCCAGCACAGUGGCCCCUACUGGAUCAGAUGUGGCCGAGUCUUGGUACAAGGAGAUUGAGAAGUAUAACUUCUCUUCCCCUGGUUUUCAGAGUGGAGCAGGUAAUUUCACUCAAAUGGUCUGGAAGUCCUCAAAGCAAGUGGGUGUGGGUUUGGCGACCAGUGGGCAGGGCACAUUUAUUGCCGUGGCGUUCUACGACCCAGCGGGCAACAUCACCAACCCAGGCUAUUUCCAUGACAACGUGAAAACCAAAGGAAGCAGGUUUUAGUCUGAGUCAUAUAUGUAGUAUGUAUGCCGGCGCUACCAAAGGUUCCUAUAGGAAUGGGGUGCUUAUCUGGGUAAACAGGUUGUUGCUAUAAUUUGUCCUCUUUUGGUAGGCUUUUGUCUUCCAUCAGAUGGCGCUAUUUUAACGCGACACGCAGUUGCCAGGAGCAAUCAGUGCAGAUGGCCGUUUCGCGCUUACGCAAGACAAACUUGACCUUAACUUUUAUCUCAAAUCAUACCCUUAGAUUGUUCUUUUCUAGCUAACAACAUUACAUUUGGGGGAAAAAAAUGGCUUUUAUGUUGUCUUAAUAGGAAAUAAUUUUAAUGGUUAUUUUUUCAUAAUUGCUGGUUUUAUAAAUGUUUGAGUAACAAGAAGGAAAUAAGUAAUAUAAAAAGUAACUGUCCAGUGAAAAUCUCACUUUUAUAAGUUCAUAUUCUGUUACCUCAUGUUAUUUGGGUAUGAACUCGUCCUAUACUCGUAUUUGUGGCCAAAUCAUAAA
Messenger RNA from Coregonus clupeaformis (lake whitefish), 4067 nucleotides. It is a transcript of the gene glipr2, whose product is annotated as GLI pathogenesis-related 2. The record is from RefSeq and is a predicted model, not a curated record. The transcript has 11 exons. The coding region runs from base 1952 to 3571 and encodes 539 amino acids. Gene Ontology annotation, cellular component: extracellular region. NCBI's taxonomy places the organism in Eukaryota, Metazoa, Chordata, Actinopteri, Salmoniformes, Salmonidae.